AUGUGUAGAAAUUUUUCUUUUUGUACAUCACAUUCAUUAAGGAACAUUCAUAUUUCAGGCAUGAUAAACUCUGGUAUGGGUCCAAGCCACGUCAAUAAUUUUCUGACAGCAUGUAAUUUACCACCAAUAAAUCAAAAGACUAUUGCAAAGAAGCAAAUGAUUGUUGGAGAGAAAAUUGAAGCCGAAGCUCGAAAGUCAUGUAGUAAUGCUAUGGAAAAAGAGGCUGAAAUGUCAGAUUGUCUUGAAUGUAGCUAUGAUGCUGGCUGGAAAUCUCGUGGAACAGGUUGGAACUACAACAGAAUUUCAGGGCAUGGUGCUAUGAUGGGUAAGCAGACAGGGAAGACUUCAAAAUGUUGUAGUGUCUGUGACUAAAUUGAAGGAGGACCCUUACCUGUACAUGUUUGCUCCAAAAAUUGGGAAGGAUCCAGCAAAGCCAUGGAGCCUGAUAUGGCAAUGUCCAUGCUACAUAAAAUGAAAGACAGCGGACACCCAGUUCAUGUACUUCAUGUUGACAAUGACUCCACCACUAUCUCAAGACUAAGAGUGGACUUUCUUGAACUAAAGAAGAAAGAUGACAGGAAUCACAUGAAGAAAGGCUUUUCUAAAAAAAAUGUAUUCGUUAUCAAUUUUUUUGUAAAGAACGUAAUGAUACCAUAUCUGGUCAGAUGCUUCACUUACACAAUUGCUAAAGCCAAAUCCAGUCAGGACAUCCAGGAAGGCCUUGAACAAAUAGUACCACAUGUCUUCGGGGACCAUAAGAAAUGCACAGACUGGUGUUUCUAUAAGAAAGACCCUCAGAAUUUUAGAUUCAAACACCUUCCAAAUGGACAAACACUCAUAAAUGAGGCUCUCCACAUUGCUCUGAAAGAAUUGAUGGAAACCUACCAAAGAAGAGCUGAACACUUGGUUGAAAUGGGAUCGACCCAACAAAACGAAAAUUUCAACUUUAACGUUUCUAGCAAAGCUCCAAAAAAUAGGUCAACAAGGCUUCAGAUUUGUCACCUGGACAUCACACAGGGAUUCAUGGAAAACGCAUCUCUGAAUGCAGUGAAAGAGGGAACUACAUAUGCACAAGACACUGAGUUAGACUCCAUCAAAGACCUAGAUAUGUGCAGUAGUCCAUCUAAACCAAAACUAAGUGGAGAAGAAAACUUUGUGUUUUUUGAUUUAGAAACAACAGGCUUAGCCAGGAACUCUGACAUUGUCCAAAUGUAUGCAAUUUGCGGAAGUUUGGAAUUUAAUAGGCAUGCUAUACCUAGACAUUGCUGCAAGGAGAGUGACAGGAAUCCGCUUCUCGCGUACAGAAAAUCAAAUGUUCUAUUAAGGAAAGAAGGUUUCAAGGAGCUGUAUAACUCAUUUACUCCUGCUAUGGAAAAUAAAUGCAUUUCCUCUUUCGGUGCAAGGAAACUUGCUCAACAAGGUAUUCAAGUGGCUUUUAAAAACAGAAAGAAAAGGGGGUUUUCUGAGUAA
Ostrea edulis (European flat oyster) is the source of this 1470-nucleotide messenger RNA. RefSeq lists its product as uncharacterized. NCBI's taxonomy places the organism in Eukaryota, Metazoa, Mollusca, Bivalvia, Ostreida, Ostreidae. The record is from RefSeq and is a predicted model, not a curated record.